Messenger RNA from Balaenoptera acutorostrata (minke whale), 3076 nucleotides. RefSeq names its product golgi associated kinase 1A (gene GASK1A). The transcript is spliced from 8 exons. Gene Ontology annotation, cellular component: Golgi apparatus. Bases 1168 to 2859 code for a protein of 563 amino acids. Lineage: Eukaryota; Metazoa; Chordata; Mammalia; Artiodactyla; Balaenopteridae. The record is from RefSeq and is a predicted model, not a curated record.
ACUCUCUUAUUAAUUUAUUUUUUUGGCCGUGCCCCGAGGCUUGCAGGAUCUUAGUUCCCCAGUCAGGGAUGGAACCCGGGCCCCCUGCAGUGGAAGCGCAGAGUCCUAACCACUGGAAAGCAAGGGAAUUCCCACUUUUUCACUCUCUUAAUGUUGUCCUUUGAUAAACAGACUUUUCUCUAGUCCAUCUCAAGUAAGCAGUACUUUCCUGUGCUUCUCUAACCUCACUACCUCUACAUGGGGGUGGGGAGUCAUGGACAAAUGUGAGAGCAUUGUGCCUGGGGUAGUGAGAAAGGAGACAAGAAUGAGAAGAACUUGGAUGAAAGCACAAUUGAGAAAUGACAAGAAUAUGAGCAGCCCAAAUAAUCACCCAAAUAUAUUAUACAGAGUGGGAAGGGGCUCAGAGCUAAGGUAGCAGCCAUAUCCCGUUAUAUGUUAGUUUUUCUUUUAUAUAUAUACAUUCAUGCUCAGGCCCAAGUCUAGCGUCUAUAUUAUAGUCUGUUUGGAGGUCGCAUAUGUUUGGAAGCUCAUAGUGAAGAUGUAUUUUGUUCUAACUGGGAAAGUAUGUGGAACUCUGGCUGGCUGUCUGCCUUUAAUUUUUGUCCUCUUCCUCUACACCUUGCAACUUUUACACAAAAACCGCUCAGGCACAUGAGGGACCCAGUACUAAAUAUACGUCCUUGUAGAUGCUGUUCUCAGCCUCUCAUUGACAGUUUUGACCAUCACCAAAGUCCUGAGGCCUGGGAUAGGAGGAACUUGUCGUUUUAGGAAUCAGUGGCUUUUGAGGAUGUGGCUGUGUACUUCACUGACAAGGAAUGGGCCAGCUUGAUACCUGCUCAGAGGGCCUUGUGCAGGAGCGUGAUGCUGGAGAACUCUAUCAUCGUCCACUUCCAAACUAGCUCUGGUCUCUCAUCUGGAGCAAGGGAAAGAGUCACGUUUCACCCAGCCCCAGGGACCCCUAAGCAGGAGGAACAGGAGAGCAGGUUCUACAGGUCUUAAAUGGUGUGAUCAGCUAGACAGUGUCUGCUGACCUUGAGAAGAAGCGAUUGGCAUUAGGAAGCACGUUGAGCUGAUGCUGCCCUUCAUUUAUUCUCUAGACUGCUGCUUGGUUCCAGGAACAAGGCAUCUUGGCUCUGGAGAAAGCUGCGUGGCAAGAGGCGGCUGGUGAUGGCAUUCUGCCUCUUAAUGGCUCUGUCUGUGGUGACUGUCACCCGCUUCCCUCCACAGCACCCAGCCGCCAGCCCAGACCCUGGUCCCGUGGAGCCCCAGCGGGUAACUGGUGCCCCUGCCCCCCAGAGCAGGCAGGCUCUGAGCUCUGGCUGGAGGCAGCGGGCAAGAAACCUGAGGUUCCGGAGAGGCUGGGCCUUGCCUGGGAGCUCCAUCCUGGUGUGUGCUGAGGAGCAAGGCCACGGAGGGAGCGUGGACAGCAGGCGUCCAGGGAGGGUCAAGAGGGGCAUUACUUUGGUACCUCCAGGAGAUUUGAGACUCAGUACCCGGCAUCUGGUGCUCCUGAGGGAAGAUGAGGUCAGGGGUCCAGGAGCCAAAGACCUGGACCUCCCCUGGCACAGUGGUCCCCUCUGGGAGGCACAGAGUGAGACGGGCACCCCAGAUGGCCCCCUCGCAAGACACCACAUGGCAGCAUUACAGACUUGGAGAGCUACUACUGGACCGACCCUCCGGCCUCAUCCAGCAGAAGGCAGGGAUCUGCCAGGAGUGAGGAACAGAGCCUUGACUGGUGGACGACAAGCAGGGGGUCCCGCCCCGGCCACGGGGGCUCAUCAGUGGCCUGGCUCUGUUGGGGAGCUGCAAGGAUCUGUGUGGUGUGACGCUGAGACCUCCAGGCUGUCGAGUGGCUUGAGGACCAGCGAGCAGGUGCCCCCGUGGCUCACAGAGCAGGAUGUGCAGACCCUCCAGCUGCUGGCGCAGGGGCAGGUGGUGGGCAAAGCCAGGGUCCCUGGCCACGGGCAGGUGCUGCAGGUUGGCUUCUCCGCCAAGGGUGCCCUUCAGGACCUGUCUCCAGGGCUCAGCCACCUCUGCUCCCAGGGGCUCUGUGGCCUGAUCAAGAGGCCUGGGGACCUGUCUGAGGUCCUGUCCUUCCACGUGGACCGCGUGCUGGGGCUGCGCCGGAGCCUACCUGCCGUGGCCAGGCGCUUCCACAGCCCCCUGCUGCCCUACCGCUACACGGACGGUGGCGCAAGGCCCGUCAUCUGGUGGGCACCCGACGUGCAGCACCUGGGUGAUCCAGAUGACGACCAGAACUCGCUGGCCUUGGGCUGGCUGCAGUACCAGGCCCUGCUGGCACGUGACUGCAGCCAGCCGGACCAGGCCCCAUGCCUGGGCAUCCAUCACGCCGAGUGGGCACGCCUGGCACUCUUCGACUUCCUGCUGCAGGUCCACGACCGCCUGGAUCGCUACUGCUGCGGCUUUGAGCCCGAGCCCUCGGACCCCUGUGUGGAAGAGAGGCUCCGAGAGAAAUGCCGGAACCCGGGGGAGCUGCGGCUGGUCCACAUCUUGGUCCGGAGCAGUGAUCUCUCUCACCUGGUCUACAUCGAUAACGCCGGCAACCUUCAGCACCCGGAGCACAAGCUGAAUUUCCGGCUGCUGGAGGGCAUCGACGGGUUUCCUGAGUCUGUCGUGAAGGUUCUCGCAUCAGGGUGUCUACAGAAUAUGCUGCUCAAGUCACUGCAGACAGACCCGGUGUUCUGGGAAAGCCAAGGCGGGCAACAAGGCCUACAGCGGGUCCUCCAGACCCUGGAGCGGCGAGGACAGGUCCUGCUGAGCUACAUCCGGACGCACAACCUGACACUCUUCAGGGACGAGGGCCCCUUGCGGGAUCUUAGUUCCCCAACCAGGGAUUGAACCUGCGCCCCCUGCAGUGGAAGCGUGGAGUUCUAACUACUGGACCGCCAGGGAAGUCCCAGGAGUCUUUCUUGUCAGGACUUCAAAACCGAUUUUUAUCUUCCGUAUUUCUGAGGCCACAAAACUUCUGUUGGCUGCCACUUUCUGCUUUGUUUCUCUCAGUCUGCACUGUUUGCGAACUGGUGAAUGCCUUGAGAUAAUAAACACGUCAUUUUUC